Vicugna pacos (alpaca) is the source of this 10036-nucleotide messenger RNA. The record is from RefSeq and is a predicted model, not a curated record. NCBI's taxonomy places the organism in Eukaryota, Metazoa, Chordata, Mammalia, Artiodactyla, Camelidae.
CAUUCACAGGUGGGUUUUUCCAAGAGACAGUUGGGAUGAUGGCGCACAGAGCACUUUACAGUUUUUCAGCUGGACGAUUAAGGAGCACAGGCUGUGAACCUCAGUUCUCCACAAUUCUCUUUGUUACUGCAUUCUUUUAUUGGCAGGACACAGUGUGUUUCCUAUCUCUUUGUACCCUUAGAGUUCUGAUUCAUUAGACUCCCUUAGAGGACUUUGUCACAACGUUCUUAUUCGGACCCUACUUAUGAUGCCAUUAGCUUGAAAGGCACAGUUGAGCUACCAUGUGAAGGUGAACUGUAGGAAACUGGUAACAGUUGGCCAUGUUGAGCUACAAAAUGACAAUGCCAUACGUUUCAAUUGAACAUUUCACGUUAGUCAAUUUCUGAUGUGCUCCUGAUUGUGGAAUUGGUACUCUUCCCACCGCACUGUGCACAGAAACCUGGGGCUUAGAUAUGGUCCGGAAAAAGAAUCCCCCUCUGAGAAACAUUGCUAGUGAAGGCGAGGGCCAGACCCUGGAGCCUGUCAGUACAGAAAGCAAGGUAUCUGGAAAGAACAAAGAACUUUCUGCAGAUCAGAUGUCAGAAAAUACGGAUCAGAGUGAUGCUGCAGAACUGAAUAAUAAGGAGGAACCUAGCUUGCCUGUCCCAGAUCCCUCUUCUAGCAGUAAGAAGGACUUAAAAAGCUCAGUCCUGAGUGAGAAGGCUGGCUUCAAUUAUGAGAGCCCCAGUAAGGGAGGAAACCAUCCCUCCUACCCACAUGAUGAGGUGACAGAGAGAAAUAUGUUGGCUUUCUCAUCUCCAGCUGCUGGGGGAGUCUGUGAGCCCUUGAAGUCUCCUCAAAGAACAGAGGCAGAUGACCCUCAAGAUAUGGCCUGCACCCCAUCAGGGGACUCACUGGAGAUGAAGGAAGAUCAUAAGAUGUCACCAAAGGCUACGGAGGAAACAGGGCAAGCGCAGAGUGGUCAAGUCAAUUGUCAAGGCUCCAGCCCAGUUUCAGUGGCCUCCAAAAACCCACAAGUGCCUUCAGAUGGGGGUGUGAGACUGAAUAAAUUGAAAACCGACUUACUGGUCAACGACAACCCAGACCCGGCACCUCUGUCUCCAGAGCUUCAGGACUUUAAAUGCAAUAUCUGUGGCUAUGGUUACUAUGGCAACGACCCCACAGAUCUGAUUAAGCACUUCCGAAAGUAUCACUUAGGACUGCAUAACCGCACCAGGCAGGAUGCUGAGCUGGACAGCAAAAUCUUGGCCCUUCAUAACAUGGUGCAGUUCAGCCAUUCCAAAGACUUCCAGAAAGUCAACCGUUCCAUGCUUUCUGGUGUGCUGCAAGACAUCAAUUCCUCAAGGCCUGUUUUACUAAAUGGGACCUAUGAUGUACAGGUCACUUCGGGUGGAACAUUCAUUGGCAUUGGACGGAAAACACCAGAUUGCCAAGGAAACACCAAGUACUUCCGCUGUAAAUUCUGCAAUUUCACGUAUAUGGGCAACUCAUCGACUGAACUAGAACAACAUUUCCUUCAGACGCACCCGAACAAAAUAAAAGCUUCUCUCCCCUCCUCUGAGGGUGCAAAACCUGCGGAGAAAAACUCUAACAAAUCCAUCCCUGCCCUCCGGUCCAGUGAUUCUGGAGACUUGGGAAAGUGGCAGGACAAGAUCACAGUCAAGGCGGGAGAUGACACGCCUGUUGGCUACUCAGUGCCCAUCAAGCCCCUCGAUUCCUCGAGACAGAAUGGUACAGAGGCCACCAGUUACUACUGGUGUAAAUUUUGUAGUUUCAGCUGUGAGUCAGCUAGCUCGCUUAAGCUUCUCGAACAUUAUGGCAAGCAGCACGGUGGCCUUAAUCCAGAGCUGAAUGAUAAGCUUUGCAGGGGCUCUGUCAUCAAUCAGAAUGAUAUGGCCAAAAGUGCAGAAGGCGAGCCAAUGACCAAGGCAGACAAGGGCUCCAGUGGGGCGAAGAAGAAGGACUUCUCCAGCAAGGGAGCAGAGGAUAACAUGGUCACCAGCUACAACUGUCAGUUCUGUGACUUUAGAUAUUCCAAAAGCCAUGGCCCCGAUGUCAUUGUAGUGGGGCCACUCCUCCGCCAUUAUCAGCAGCUCCACAACAUUCAUAAGUGUACCAUCAAACACUGUCCAUUCUGUCCCCGAGGCCUUUGCAGCCCAGAAAAGCACCUUGGAGAAAUUACUUAUCCGUUUGCUUGUAGAAAAAGUAAUUGUUCGCACUGCGCGCUCUUGCUUUUGCACUUGUCUCCCGGGGCGACUGGAAGCUCGAGGGUCAAACACCAGUGCCACCAGUGCUCGUUCUCCACCCCCGACGUGGACGUGCUCCUCUUUCAUUAUGAGAGCGUGCAUGAGUCCCAAGCAUCAGAUGUCAAACAAGAAGGCAAUCACCCGCCAGGAUCGGAUGGGCAGCAGGCUGUCAAGGAGAGCAAAGAACACUCAUGUACCAAAUGUGAUUUCAUUACCCAGGUGGAAGAGGAGAUUUCCCGACACUACAGGAGAGCACACAGCUGCUACAAAUGCCGUCAGUGCAGUUUUACAUCUGCCGAGACUCAGUCACUACUGGAGCACUUCAACACCGUUCACUGCCAGGAGCAGGACAGCACUACAGCCAACGGCGAGGAGGACGGCCACGCCGUGUCCACCAUCAAGGAGGAGCCCAAAAUUGACCUCAAGGUCUACAGUCUGCUCAGUCCAGACUCUAAAAUGGGAGAGCCAGUGUCUGAGAGCGUGGUGAAGAGGGAGAAGCUGGAAGAGAAGGACGGGCUGAAAGAAAAAGCUUGGGCUGAGAGUUCAAGCGAUGACCUUCGCAGCGUGACUUGGAGAGGGGCAGACAUCCUCCGGGGCAGUCCGUCCUAUACUCAAGCAAGCCUGGGGCUUCUGACCCCCGUGUCCGGCGCCCAAGAGCAGACAAAGACUCUAAGGGAUAGCCCCAACGUGGAAGCCGCCCAUCUGGCCCGCCCGAUUUACGGCUUGGCUGUGGAGACCAAGGGAUUCCUGCAGGGGGUGCCAGCGAGCGGAGAGAAGGCCGGCGCCCACGCCCAGCCGUAUCCUGCAUCCGGAGAAAACAAGUCCAAGGAUGAAUCCCAGUCUCUGUUACGGAGGCGCAGAGGCUCGGGUGUUUUUUGUGCCAAUUGCUUGACCACAAAGACCUCUCUCUGGCGAAAGAAUGCAAAUGGCGGAUAUGUAUGCAACGCGUGUGGCCUCUACCAGAAGCUUCACUCGACUCCCAGGCCUUUAAACAUCAUUAAACAAAACAACGGUGAGCAGAUUAUUAGGAGAAGAACAAGAAAGCGCCUUAACCCAGAGGCACUUCAGGCUGAGCAGCUCAACAAACAGCAGAGGGGUGGCAGCGAGGAGCAAGUCAACGGGAGCCCCUUAGAGAGGAGGUCAGAAGACCAUUUAACUGAAGGUCACCAGAGGGAAAUUCCGCUCCCCAGCCUGAGUAAAUACGAAGCCCAGGGUUCAUUGACUAAAAGCCAUUCUGCUCAGCAGCCAGUCCUGGUCAGCCAAACUCUGGAUAUUCACAAAAGGAUGCAGCCUUUGCACAUUCAGAUUAAAAGUCCUCAGGAAAGUACUGGAGACCCGGGAAACAGUUCCUCCGUGUCUGAAGGGAAAGGGAGUUCUGAGAGGGGCAGUCCCAUAGAAAAGUACAUGAGACCCGCGAAGCACCCAAACUACUCGCCACCAGGCAGCCCUAUUGAAAAGUACCAGUACCCGCUGUUUGGACUUCCCUUUGUACAUAAUGACUUCCAGAGUGAAGCUGAUUGGCUGCGGUUCUGGAGUAAAUAUAAGCUCUCCGUUCCUGGCAAUCCGCACUACUUGAGUCACGUGCCUGGCCUACCAAAUCCUUGCCAAAACUAUGUGCCUUAUCCCACCUUCAACCUGCCUCCUCAUUUUUCAGCUGUCGGAUCAGACAAUGACAUUCCUCUAGAUUUGGCGAUCAAGCAUUCCAGACCUGGGCCAACUGCAAACGGUGCCUCCAAGGAGAAAUCGAAGGCACCAUCCAGUGUAAAAAAUGAAGGUCCCUUGAAUGUAGUAAAAACAGAGAAAGUGGAUAGAAGUACUCAAGACGAACUUUCCACAAAAUGUGUGCACUGUGGCAUUGUCUUUCUGGAUGAAGUGAUGUAUGCUUUGCAUAUGAGUUGCCAUGGUGACAGUGGACCUUUCCAGUGCAGCAUAUGCCAGCAUCUUUGCACGGACAAAUAUGACUUCACAACUCAUAUCCAGAGGGGCCUGCAUAGGAACAAUGCACAAGCGGAAAAAAAUGGAAAACCUAAAGAGUAAAACCUUAGCACUUAGCACAAUUAAAUAGAAAUAGGUUUUCUUGAUGGGAAUUCAAUAGCUUGUAAUGUCUUAUGAAGACCUAUUAAAAAAAAAUACUUCAUAGAGCCUGCCUUAUCCAACAUGAAAUCCCCUUCUUUCAUUAUUCUUUCUUUUGAUGAGUAGGUUACCAAGAUUAAAAAAAUGAGACAAAUGGUCAGUGAGAAAAAUAAAUGGAAGAUGGUAAAUAGUCAUGUUUUAGAACCUAGUAAGUCAAAACCAUCUUGGCAUAUGUGUACUGUGGAAACCAUCUGUAAGAAGUAUCACCAGACUAUAAUUAUUAUGCUUGUAAAGAGAGAGAUCAAAGCUGUCUAGAAUUUGGAAGGGUUUACAUCUUAUGAUAUUAAAGCAGUAUUGGGCUGGCCGUUGGCCCAUCUGCUCAAAAACCUAUGAAUUGUUGCCUCAGUUUAGAAGUAUCAUGAAAUCCAAGGCAGACGAGGAGAAAUCUCAUCUCCAGGGCAGUGAAAGGAAAAUGGCGCCCUCUUCGAUGAGUCGGCUCUCAUUGACCGUGUUUCAGAUUUAGACCUAGAAACACGAGCUGUGGUUAGGCUUGGUGAGAGAGCAACAGGGAAAAAUGACAGAUGGUGACGCAAGGAUUUUGGCCAGCCCUGCCUGUACAUACACAUGCACACCCUCUCUGAUAUUUUUGUCCUUUAGAUGUUCAAGUACUCCUUUCCAACAUAGUCCUUUUGUUUGCCAUUUAGGCUCAUUUUGUCCAAAUAUAUAUGCAUUUUUAAAAACAACCUCCUCAGUGCUUACGUAGUGAUUGUAUGUUAGCCAGGUAUUUCUUUCUUGUAUGUGAUGAACCAGUUUGGGUUUGUUUUUUUUUAAAUUCCUCUCGGUCACUAAUCUCACUGGGCACGUCAUAACUAAAGGAAUCCCCUCAGUUCAAAAGACUAGAUGGAUACAAAAGUUCAGACCAUGGGCUUCAUUGGCUUAGAACGCAUGAUAUUUCUCCACAAGGUAACCUGCUGUAUUUAUUUAUUUUCCUUUGGUUCAUAUAUAAUUUCCAAACUUUGUGGUCAGGCAGCGUCUAAGGUUACGUUACCACAGACUGACAGUUGGUAUAUGUACCAGUCAACCCCUUCAUUAGAUUUAUACAGGUUUAGUUAAGUAGCAUUAAAUAGGAUUCUUAGAAGUAUGUUCUUCAUAGUACUUUUAAUACUCAAGGCUUUGUAAAACUAUCCAUGAAGGGAAAGCCUCAGCAUAACUGCUCAGGGAAAUAGGGCUAAAUAACUGAACAUUAAAUAAUUGGUUAAAGGUGCUGUUAGUCGAGCCUCAAUGCUUGCUACAAGGAUGUAUGUACAAGGACUGACUUUAAUAAUUUGCAUUAUAUCGUCCCAACCAGUAGUUUAUUUUUUGCCACGGAGAUGUAGAAGAUAUUACAAGCUACUGGAUGCACUGUCAGAUUAACUUAUUUCAUUAAAGAAGUUGGGAGAACAAAUAGGAAAAAAAAAACCUUAUUUUUCUAGUAAAUAUUAAUGUAUUACAUUUCAAAUAAUGGUGCCUGACAUAUUGAAUAAUUAUUUUCUACAGUGUACGUAUGCAACAAAGAUAUUCCAUCAUGCAUUAGAGUCAGUUCUGGCUCUGCCUAGCUGUUUACAUUUGCAAAUGUAGCAAACAAGGUAAUGAAGCAACUAUUUCUAUUGCAGUAGAUAUCUCUUUGUGUGUGUGUGUGUGUGUGCAUUAAAGUUGUAAACGGUAACAUGAAACAAAUGAAAGUUCUUGAUACAAUGGUAUGGAAAACAAGAAGGAAAUGAAAAUAUUUUUAUGCCUACUUAGGAAAAAAAGGGUAGCACUAUUCAUUCCAAGUACUUUUUUUUUUUUUAAUUUUUAAGCUCUUAACUCACAUUGUUAUGCUUAAGAUGAUAAACAUAUAUCCUCUUUUUAUUGCUUUGUCUAUGUUUCAGAUGAAACAUUUCGGAAAUGAUUUUGAUAAGUGCCGCUGGAAUCCGCAGCACUCAUGUUUUUAUUGCAUUCAGUAGUCGCAUUUGCACUUCAUUUUUACAUGAAUUCGCAGUUGCUUUGUAUUGUUUUGUUUUGUUUGGGUUUCGUUUCUUUUUCACAGUGCCAGGUCUUCGUUUCUUAAAGUUGGAUGGCAGGUAGAGUUCAACCAGUUUGUGACUGUUGUAGUGAAUGAAGUGAAACAUGUCUUUCUGAUAUUGUGUUGUCAUUUCCAUUCUUGCAUUUUCGUUUUCAUGUGGGAAAAAAAAAAGGGAGAGAGAGAGAGAAAGAAGUCAGGACUAAGCCUUCUGCUUCAGUUUCAUUUUUAAAGGGUCCUAUUCUGAUCUCACCUGUCAGGUUGCUCUAAUGUUCACAGGAACUGAGAGACAGAGGUGGAAUGAGGGGCUUCGACAUUCGCAUGAUGUGAUGCACCUGAUAUUUCUUAGGAAUUUUGAUGAACGCAUCUCAAAGUGUACAGGCAGAUUGGAGAGGUGGCAGUUAAAGAUCUAAACAAGAGGAGAUUUCCCAAACAACAAAACAAUAAUUUUCUUAGUAAAAGGACUAGAAACAAAGUGCACCUUGGCAAUCCUCAAGCAACAUUCUAUGUGGACUGCUCCAAUCAGAAAAUACCCAGCGUUUGGUUAACUAGGGCAAUGUUAGGUAUGACUUUUUUGGGCAGAAAUACCCCAUAAGAAGUUUCUCCACUGCGUUAGAAACAAGUAGGUUAUUCAUUUUGGGCAUGUAUGUCUUUUUUUUUUCAUCUGAUUUUUUUAUUUUUUCUCAGACAGACAAGUAGUAAUGGUUAGCGUUGGAAAAUACAUAUCACUAUUCUUGGAAUAUUUAUGGUCAGUCUACUUUCAGUAGAAUAUUCUUAGAUAGCAUUGACACAAUUGAUCUUAUUCUGUAUUCCUUUGUUAUUGAUGAUUUUAUUUUCAUUUAUUUUACUUUCAUAUUUUGAUGGAGAAAAAGUUGGACUAUUAAAAAAGAUGAAAAUUUAACACAACACUAAAAUACCCCUGAAUUUUUGACUUAUGAGAGCCUUUGUUCCAGCUCUCAACAUAUGUCAUAAAAAUGAUUGGUGGUUAUCUUUAUUUUUAAUUGGGUUUUAGAGUUCUGGAUCAUGUUGUCUUAAACUGUCAUUUUAAAUGAGCUAUUUAGGGACUUAACCUUUUUUGGGGGGCAGGGGGGGUUCAAAACUACUUAGGAAUUUCCGCUCUUGGAAAAGGCUUUCCCAAUGAUAAAAACUGUAUGCCAACUAAAAUUGUAUGCCAUUUAAAAACUGUAAGUCCUUUUUGGUUUUGGGGGGAGGGAAGGUAAUUAGUUUUGUUUGUUUAUUUAUUUUUUUUUAAUGAAGGUACUGGGGGUUAAACCCAGGACCUCAUGCAUGCUAAGCAUGUGCUCUACCACUGAGCUAUACCCUCCCCCCCCGAAAAACUCUUAAGUCUUUUCAGAGUACGCAUCUGUAUUCUGAAUCAGGCUUUGGAUCAAACUUUAGGCCAGGACCCGCUCACACAUUCUCAUUCUGCUCCUUCUCACUCUUUCUCUCUCCAUCUCUCACCCAUAUAUUCACAUCGUUGUUUGGGACAGAAAAAUCAUAAAGAGCCAGCCCACCUCGGAGGACUGUGGACUGAGAGGAACUGCACGACUCUAAGUAGAUGAGAAAAGGAUGGAGCUCUCUCGGCAAACACCUAAACUCCAUAGUUCAAAACAAAAAGACUGUACCCAUUCUUUCUACAUGACAUAUUGAGAUGUUCUUUUUUUUUAAAAAAAAAAAUCAGCUUUUAAGAGAGUGAUGUUUUCUUCUAAGCUGUUCUCUUUUAGUGAGGGUAGAUUUUAGAAAACAAGCAUGGGGAUUCUUUCCUAAGGUAAUAUUAAUGAGAAGGAGACAAAAGGGAUGACCUUGAACAGCUCUUUGUUGAAGCCUGUGGUAGCACAUUGUUGAUGAUUGCACAUGUGCACAUAAUCAUUGAUGAUCCAAUGCAAAUACAGCUCCAAAAAUAUUAAAUGUGUAUAUUUUUGAAAAUAGCCUGAGGAUAUACGUUUUUCUUAAUGAAUUGAAGAGUAUCAAUCCUGCUACUAAAAUAAGGACUAGCCUCCCGCUGCGUGGCUGCAGAACAUCCCAAGGUGACCUGUCUUGAGACCUCUGGACUGCCUGCCUGUUGAGUUGGUGAACGUUAACAGAGUUCUGGAGGGGAAGAGCUGACAUCCCGUGGCAGAAGCUUGAAGUCAAGAAGCUGGCUGUCAGCUUCUGUGCCGUUUGCCAGCCUUUCGCCUAUAGUUUACUUGCGCUCACAGCUUCCUGCCUUUGGGUUGAGGGCCAUGGCAGAAACACCCAAGGCACCUUUGGUGAGCAAGUGGGCGAAAGCUUUGCUGACUGUCUUAGAUCACAGGAGAAAGCGGAGGAACUGCAGUCCAACCUGAAUAUGAGACUAAACAUGCUAACCAAAGGUAGGUACUUCUAGGUGGCACUCUCUCAGCAGGCAGCUGUAAAGGAGAAGAGGACGGAAAGACAUGCGUCGGGACUUUGAAGGGCUGUGUUAUUUUCCCAAAGAAAGACUUGGCCAAGGGCAGAAGGCAUGACUUCUUUGCAGAGCACUUCCUUUUGGUUUUCCAUGGACAGUGGUUGCCACGGACAGUGGACUCCCGUAUUGCUGAUAGCGGUCAGUUGUUUAGAAAACAUCCACAGUUGUCUGCAAGAAUUAGGACCUCUGGAAGGUGCUAGGGCUGACGUGUGUCAAGUCAGGGAUGAAGAAAAUGUGAACUUCAGCAUUGGUCCACACGUGGAAACUGGAUAAUGUAGGCUCGUGUGUUGUUCUCUUGAGAGGAAACGUAAAAUAUAAGCUUCACUCCGUCCUACGCCAGAGAAAAAGCAAGAGUAACUUUACAUGGAAAUAAUGCUUAGCCUUCAUCAGAGAAAAUGGUCCUUCAAGACCCAUGAGUCCCAAAACUGGAUCCUGAUUUUUACCCCCCUCCCCCGGUUCUCUUUUCAUUAUAUGACCUGUAGCAAAUCACUUUUUUUUUUCUCUUUUUGUGCCUCAGGUUCCUCACCUGUAAAAUGGAAAAAAUAUAUUAAUAAUAAUAUUAUUAUUAAUAAUAAUAAUAAUGGUAAUGUAGUACUUGUUUGUAAAGCACUUUGAGAUCCUUGGUGAAAAGGCGCCAUGGGAGUGCCAAGUAUUAUUAUAGGGCCAAGGGACUUAUUUAAACUCUCAGUUCCCAAGGGCCAGGAAAGGUUGGGGUCAUUUUUAUUAAAGACGAGCUGUAAAUAUCGUAACUAGACAGCCUGUAGCGUUGGCUAUGAAAAGGCAAAACUAUUACAAGGCUGAUAAAACCAUAGUUUCUUAAUGGCUACCAACAAGGCAAAUAUCCCAAUAAGAAAUGCCAGAUUCCUUAGGGUGGGCUAUUUGACAACAUGGAUAAUUUGGGGGCGGGGGGGGAGGGACGGGGCGGGAAACAUCUCAAAAUGCCAAUGUAAAAUUCACUUACAGCAAUAUUCACCAGCAGAAAAUGUCUUUCAUACGGAAUGAUUUCAUGUUGCUAAGAAAAAAUUCAAUUUGUAGUCCUGAUUUGAAUAUUAGAAUGUUGGCUAUAAUAGUUCUGUUCUUACAACACAUGGAAUUUUUUUUUGUUUGUUUUAUUUAAUUUUGUUUUCAUAGUGCAUGUUCAUUUCUACUCACAAACAUGUUCUUGGUGUAUUUCUUAUGCAAACAAUCUUCAGGCAGCAAAGAUGUCUGUUACAUCUAAACUUGAAUAAUAAAGUUUUACCACCAGUUAUA